Molecule: messenger RNA, 2457 nt
Organism: Euleptes europaea (tarantolino)
Lineage: Eukaryota; Metazoa; Chordata; Lepidosauria; Squamata; Sphaerodactylidae
Gene: SCARF1
Product: scavenger receptor class F member 1
Exons: 11
Coding region: 1-2457 (818 amino acids)
Molecular function (GO): scavenger receptor activity
Source: RefSeq, a predicted model, not a curated record
AUGGAGCGGCUGCCUUUCUUGGUUCUCUUCUUGCAGGUCCAGGGGCCGGGGAUCGGGACAUGUGCCUCUGAGCUGGACCCCAAUGGGAAGCAUGUCUGCAGGUCAGACAGCCACAUCCAAGUCCUCACCUGUUGCCCUGGCUGGAAGCAAGAAGGCCAAGAGUGCACAGUCGCUCUAUGUGAAGGAGCCGCUGCCUGCCAAGAUGAGGAGGUGUGUGUGCGACCUGGUCUUUGCCGCUGCAAGCCUGGCUUCUUUGGAGCCAACUGUAAUACACGCUGCCCUGACGAAUACUGGGGGCCCGACUGCAAAGAGAGCUGCCUUUGCCAUCCCUAUGGGAAGUGUGACCCAGCCAGCGGAGAAUGCUCCUGCCACCCUGGCCGAUGGGGGGCGCUCUGCCAGUUCACCUGCCAGUGUGGGCCCAACGGCCACUGCAACCCCGUCACGGGUGCCUGCCGCUGCAAGCCAGGCUGGUGGGCACCGGACUGCAAGAGGCAGUGCCAAUGCAACCUGGGGGGUUCUCGCUGCGAUCCUGCGACCGGCCGCUGCCUCUGCGACCCAGGGUGGUGGGGCAGGAAGUGCUCCUCUACCUGCCACUGCAGCCACUCGCCCUGCGCCCAGGAGUCCGGCCGGUGUGAGUGCAGGGCCGGGACGUGGGGGGCAUCCUGCCAACACCAGUGCCAGUGCCUGCGUGGGACCUGCAGCCCCCUAGAUGGACAGUGCGCCUGUGAUGCUGGCUACCAGGGCCAGAGGUGUACGGACCCCUGUCCUGCCGGGACCUUUGGGCCACAGUGCAGAUACAGCUGCGGCCACUGCAAGCAGAGACAGCCCUGCUCUCCAGUAGAUGGCUUUUGCCUGGCCUGUGACGCUGGCUGGAAUGGGACCCGCUGCAACCAGCCCUGCCCGCCAGGGCGCUAUGGGGAAAACUGUGCCCAGCUCUGCCCCCGCUGCUACCAAGGGGAAACUUGUCACCCCCAAACAGGGGAAUGCCAGAACUGUGAACCGGGCCUGCGAGGUGCCAGGUGUGACCGGCCCUGUCCACCGGGCUUGUUUGGGAAGGGCUGCCGCCUUGUCUGUCCGAGCUGCUUCAAUGGGAGCUGUGAUCCAGUGUCUGGGACGUGUGUGUGCAAGGCUGGGUACUGGGGCACCAGCUGCAACCAGACCUGCCCGGAAGGAUUUUAUGGGUCUAACUGCUCCGAGAUCUGCCGGUGCCCUGGGAAACUGUGCCACCCCUCUUCUGGGGACUGUCAGUGGGGAGGCCAGAGACGAGAAGUCCUUCUAGCGGGCAUCCUGGCCCCGCUGGUGGUGGUGCUGCUGCUUGUCUGCAUUUGCUGCUGCUUCUGCUGCCGGUCAGCUCCAGUGGCCACCCACGACAGGGUGACAGCUGCUGAUGGGGACCCAGUCUCCCAGGUGAAGCACCACAUGCAGGGGGCGCUGGCCAACCUCCGCUCCACCUUCCCCUGCUUCUCUUUGGGGGGCUACAAGCUUCCACGGGUGACAGUCUCCCACCACGAUGCAGAGAUCCCCUUCACCCCCAGCUUCCUCGAACCCCCGUCUGCGGCCUGGCCCAUUGACAGCUCUUUCUCUGACAUGGACACAGAUGAGGACGAAGCUCCAGCCUGCCACCACCCUACCAGUGAAGCUCCAGACUCUGAGCCACAGCUGGGCCUCCUCCCUGAGGUGCCAGCCUUGAAUCUGGAGCCCUUUGCCAUCCCUCGCACGUCCAGCAUCGCCAAGGCCAAGAGGCCCUCCGUGUCCUUUGCCGAAGGCACCUGCUUUGGCCCCCAGAGUCCCAGAGGCUCCACAGAAACGGUCCACCUCGCACAGAAGCCAAAGGCAGCCCGGGGCUUCUCCCAAGUCGCCUUGCUCCACCAGCCUGCCCUGGGCCGUGAAGAGGACAAUUCGCCCGAGUGCUGCUACGAGAACUUGGAGGCUGCCUCAUGGAUGGAAGAGGGCCACAAGCCCUCGCCGCGGAGCACCCCGGGGGGCCACAGGAAACGAAUCUCCGGCUCCCGGAACGUGGCCCAGCGCGUGGAAGCCCUGGAGGCCGCCUUGUCCGCUCAGGGCAGAGAGCCGAGCAUCACCACCAUUUAUGUGAUGGUGGGCAAAGGCCCAGAGCAACAGCCGGGGAGCCUGCAGAGGGAGGGGCCCAAGCUCGGGCAAAGCAUUGAGGGCCUCCAGGUGCCCCGCAAGAGGAACCCAGACUCAGACAGAGGUACUAGGGGGCAGCAAUCCCCAGGCAAGCCUGACCUAGAAUCCAAGUCUACCGAGGCUGAGGCCCAAGGCCUUCUGGGAAGACGGCCUGCUCUUCCCUGCGAGGAGGCUGGACAGAAUCAGGGUCAUAGCCAAAGCCACAGCCAGCCAAAGAUGGAAACUGGAGAAGACGUCUCCAAAGAGGAGUCCCACGAGCCAAAGUAUGAGAACGUCUCUGGGUUGGUCCAGCUUCCCAUCGCAACCUAA